AUGGCAGCAGAGAAUUGGCUGCUAAAGAUGGAAAAAUUACUGAGAGCCCUUGAAUGCACUGAUGCUCAGAAGGUGGUGUAUGCCACUUUUGCUCUUCAAGGUUCUGCUGAAAGAUGGUGGUCAGGAAUUGAGCAAUUGUUGAGGAUGGAGUUGGGAGUGAAUACUCCAAUUACUUGGGGGAAGUUAGGGGAAGUUUUUAAUGAGACAUAUUUCCCUAAUGUAGUGAGGGACCAAAAAGCAAGAGAAAUCUCUGAUUUGGUUCAGGGGACGAUGAUUGUAGAAGAAUAUGUUGCAAAGUUUGUUGAGCUUUCUCACUUUGCUCCUUACUUGAUUCCGGAUGAGCCCAAGAAAGUAAGUAAAUUUCAGAAAGGUCUUAAUGAUAGGAUUCGCCCCCACAUUAUAGCUUCUGGAGUGGGCACUCUUACUGAGACUGUGAAGCAAGCAAUGAGUCUUGAAGAGGACUUUAAGUGCAACCCCGAUUCCAAGGAGGAUGAGGCAAGGAUCCUCUGGUUUUUAGCAUGUAGAAGGUCAGGGGUAAAAUUCAAAGAAGGGGUUCUUUAA
This is a messenger RNA of Quercus lobata, 561 nucleotides long. RefSeq lists its product as uncharacterized. The record is from RefSeq and is a predicted model, not a curated record. The coding region runs from base 1 to 561 and encodes 186 amino acids. NCBI's taxonomy places the organism in Eukaryota, Viridiplantae, Streptophyta, Magnoliopsida, Fagales, Fagaceae. The transcript has a single exon.